CAGAAGUAGCAGGAACGGACACCAGCAUCCCCAUUACUCCGGAACACACGUCGGAAGCCCUCGUCGGAAGCAUCAGCAACAUGUUCAACAACGGCAACUAUGGCAAUGUCAUGAUGAGCGGUGGAGCGGGAACGGGAGGCCUUGGGGGUGGUCCAGCCGGAGGGGCAGGUGGAGUCGGGGGCGGCAACGAUGGACAGCAGCAGUUCCGGAACAGCAAGGUCGAACAGUACUCACCCAAAUCGUCACCCCGGGCGGGUGGUGCCGGAGGGCGAUCGCCCGUCGUCUCCCGGCAGGAUUCCACAGGAACACUCAAAACCACCAUCCAGCUCGGGAAGAACCCAUCGAUCGUGCACAGCGGCCCGUUCUAUCUGAUGAAGGAACCACCAGGCGAAGGCGAACUGACCGGGGCCACGAACCUGAUGGCCCAUUACGGUCUUGAGCACACGUACAGUAAGUUUAGCGGUAAGAAGGUCAAGGAGCAGCUAUCGUCGUUCCUACCCAACCUACCCGGGGUAAUCGACGGCCCGGGCUAUCUCGAUAACAGCUCACUGCGAAGCGUGAUCGAAAAACCUCCGAUCGUCGGUAAGGAGUUGCUUCCUCUCACAAGCGUACAAUUGGCCGGAUUCCGAUUACAUCCUGGCCCCCUUCCGGAACAGUAUAAGCACCUGAAAACAGCACCCACUAGAAAACAUAAGAAUAAGCAUAAGAAACACAAAUACAAGGAAGGCGUCCCGCCUCAAUCGGAGCAGUCCUCGCUGGAGGCUGCCGGUCUCGAUAUUCACGAGAAAAAGCACAAAAAGCAGAAACGCCACGAAGACGACAAGGAACGAAAAAAGCGGAAAAAAGAAAAGAAACGCAAAAAACAGCGCCACAGUCCGGAACAUCCGGGUGGUGGCACGGCAUCGAUGCCACCCCAAACGCAGGUCUUCUAAUUUGUUGGAUGUUAUGCACUGCGCGCGGUCGAAUCAAAAGAAACAAACUGUUUUACAUAAGCCACACAUACCCCCCUUUCCCCAUCUAAUAAAACAACACGCAUACCAAGGCGGUGUAGCGACUACUAAAGAUAAAAGAAAAAUCGUUUUUAGUCGUGUAAGACAAAAUGCUUUAAUUUUAAGGAUACACUUUUGAGCGGAAAUGGGUCAUGCCCCAAAUUCGGUUUCCGAUGAUCGACACAAAAUGUAAACUCACACAACCUCACUACAAGGAUCAAAAUUACUGCAAUGGAGUCAUUCGAACCCAAUCAACAGAUUGGUCGAAAAUUCUGAAACGCAAUCUUUAUAAAACAAUAGUUAAAAGUUAAACACAUAUAGAAAGAAAGUCAACCAAACUCAGAGUGUAUCGCACAUCAUUUUUUUUGUUGGAAUGACCACUACCACUACUUUGAAUAACAUUAUAAAAGAUUAUUUCGGAAAAUCAUAAGUGAUCCUUCGAGAAAACAAAACAUCUAUAAAUAAAAGUGUUGAUAAGUGCUUCAUAAAGUCCCCAUGACAAGUAAUGUGGGGAACUAAAUCGAACAAUGGUGGAUUGAGAAAAAUGCCAAUUUAUAAAAAAAAAACAAUACAGAUUAUCAAAUUAGUAAAUCAUUUCCGCCAUUCAAUUCCAGUAAAGUGAAAAAAUUAAAGGCCUUGUUUUUGUUUGUCGUGCAGUAGUACUGCGAUGCAUACGGAAAGAAAAAAAAUGUAUGAUCGUUGAAAUUAGGUUCAUUUUUUUACAUUUUGCCUUUAGUCUCGUAAGUCUUGAACGAUCUUUUUCUUUUGUCUCCUAAUUUUUCGGUUCGGAACUUAACACAGUGUGCAAGCAUAGCCCUGCACAGGGAGCAGCUUCCCUUCUCAAAUUUAGCAACUCUUAAAUCGAAUCCAUUCAGGAGAGCAAACACAGUCAGAAAGCAGGAAAUCGACCCCACGAAUUGUAAUUCGAUAGUUUUGCCUGCUCUGUUUGUUAAUUUUUAUGUGUUGUACAGGAAUCUGAGUAUGGUCAUAUGUACGGAUUACGUUUCUGUUUUGUCCUGUUCCAGAUUUCGGUUGAGUAAAUUCUGACUUUAAUAUGUUCGAGAAAAAAAAAAUCAGAAGCGACAUGAACAGGAAAAAACUAACUGUGCAGAAAGCAUGAAUAACAUUUUAGUAACGUGUAUUUAUAAUUAAAUCGAUUUGAAUUAUUAUUUAAUUUUAUUUUUUAUCUUAUCUAGCAAUACAUUUGAAGCAAAUGAAA
Molecule: messenger RNA, 2208 nt
Organism: Uranotaenia lowii
Lineage: Eukaryota; Metazoa; Arthropoda; Insecta; Diptera; Culicidae
Gene: MED19
Product: mediator of RNA polymerase II transcription subunit 19
Exons: 4
Coding region: 81-932 (283 amino acids)
Biological process (GO): positive regulation of transcription by RNA polymerase II
Cellular component (GO): mediator complex
Molecular function (GO): transcription coregulator activity; transcription factor binding
Source: RefSeq, a predicted model, not a curated record